Messenger RNA from Onychostoma macrolepis, 4732 nucleotides. RefSeq names its product tripartite motif-containing protein 16-like protein. The transcript is spliced from 6 exons. Bases 993 to 2729 code for a protein of 578 amino acids. Gene Ontology annotation, molecular function: protein binding; zinc ion binding. The record is from RefSeq and is a predicted model, not a curated record. NCBI's taxonomy places the organism in Eukaryota, Metazoa, Chordata, Actinopteri, Cypriniformes, Cyprinidae.
UAUCAUGAAAUGCGCUACACAAAUAAACUUGAGUUGAAUUUAAUUGAAUUUUAGGAAACAUCAAUCAGUAAUUUUUAAGAAAUCAAAAAAUGUAAAGGGGUGGUUGACUGUUUUUAUUUUUUUCUAGAAUUGAUUGCAUUUGUGGGGUGCAGUCUAACAUGUGCUAAUGCUUCAUUUAAAAAACAGCAAAAAAAAAAACAACAACAACGAAAAAAAAUUCAUUAUUUUUCACAUAAUUUACCUUUAUUCCAAACCACUCUGUCCCUUCUCUGAUAAACGCGCUGAUCAUUUACUGCUUUUAUCAAGCCCUCCCUCAGAAAUACGCGAUGGGCUCAGAUUGGUUAGCUGGCCCAGUGUGUGUGAUACGCUAGAUUCGUGCCUAGAACGCGUCUAAAGCCCGGUACACACCAAGCCAACGUUUGGCCGUCGGGCAGUUUUUGUUCGUCGGCCGACUAAGUUUUCUCAGUGUGUUCCGCGCCGUCAGCUGAAGUUGGUCCUCGUCUGCUUUUUUUCGGCCGAUUCGACAUGUUGAAUCGGCGUCGGAGCAGUGUGCGAGAAAAGGCGCAGAACAAAAAAACUGCCAUAAUUUUAAAAGACAAUAUCUCCGUUUGCAUUGAACUUUCAACUUCGUAACUUUGCAGAUAUUGUUUAUGCUCAAACAGCAACAUUACACACUAAUGUUAAAAAAGUGAAAUCGCAAUCAACCACCCUUUAAAAGCAUUUUUAUUAACUGAAAUGCGCCAUCCAUGUAUGAAUUGACAUUUUAAAAGCACAUGAUCUAUUAUUAUCAUAUUGAAUAGUUGUGCUUGAGAGAUUAUUCUUUACUAAGUGUUUUAAAUAGGUCUGAAAUUAAAAACUCGCUAGAUGUUAAACAAAAUUUUGAACAGCAUUAACUUUAUAAUCAAUGAACACUCUUCUUUCUUUAUCACGUCUUGUCUCUGUAUUAUCACCGGCUUUUCUGUCACGCUAAAGCCUGUCCGGCUGUUGGGCUCAUGAAUAUUAAUCACGUUGUCUGCGUCAAAUCAAGUCAAAAAUACAGUGAAAUGGCAGAAGGCAACAUUUCAAUGGAAGAGGACCAGUUGAAAUGUCCAGUGUGUCUGGAUCUCCUGAAGGAGCCAGUGACAAUUCCCUGUGGACACAGUUACUGUAAGCGCUGCAUCACAGACUGCUGGGACGAGGAGGAUCGGAUAAGAUGUCCUCAGUGCAGACAGACCUUCGGGCCAAGACCAGUUUUAGGUAAAAAUGUGGUGAUUGCUGACAUGGUGGAAAAACUGAAGAAGACGAGACUCCAAGCUGCUGGUCCUGCAGUUCAUCACACUGGACCUGGAGAUGUUCAGUGCAACUCCUGCACUGGAUUUAAACAGAAAGCAGUGAUAUCAUGUCUGGAGUGUCGAAGCUCUUACUGUCAAAAUCACCUUCAACACCAUGAGAAUCUCUUCAGAGGUAAAAAACACAAUCUGAUAGAUGCCACUGGACGACUGCAGGAGAUGAUCUGCCUUCAACAUGAUAAAAUGCUGGAAAUUUACUGCCGUACUGACCAGCAGUGUGUCUGUAUGCUGUGUUUGGUGGAUGAACACAAAAAUCAUGACACUGUAUCAACUGCAACAGCAAUAACUGAGAAACAGAGUCAUCUGGAGAAGAACCAGAGAAAGAUUAUCCAGCCGAGAGAGAAAGAUCGUCAGGAGCUGAGAGGGGCUGUGGCGUCUCAUAAGCGCUCUGCACAGACAGCAGUGGAGGACAGUGAGAGGAUCUUCGCUGAACUCAUCCGCUCCAUUGAGAAACGUUGCUCUGAGGUGAAGCAGCUGAUCAGAGAUCAGGAAAGAGCUGCAGUGAGUCGAGCUGAAGAAAGAUUGGCGCGACUGAAGAAGAUCAAUGAUCUGAAGAGGAGAAACAUGGAGAUGAAGCUGCUUUCAGAAACACGGCAUCAUGUUCGUUUUCUCCAGGAUUUGCUGUUGGUCUUUCAGUGUCUUUCGGAUGGCUUUACUGGCAGUUCUUAUCAGACCUUUGAUGCUGUAGUGAAAUCAGUAUCUCAACUCAGACUGCAGUUCUGCAAAGAAGAGACAGAAAAGAAAUCUGGAACAAUGACAACCGUCCAGGUCAUUCUUGCUCCUGAAUAUCACACCAGAAGAAAGUUCCUACAAUAUUACCGUCUGUUGACUCUGGACCCAAACUCAGUGAAUAAUUGGCUCCGUCUGUCUGAAGGAAACACAGUGAUCACUUAUGCUGACAAACACCAGCGUUAUCCUGAUCAUCCAGACAGAUUUGAUUGUUGGGCCAAUGCAUUGUGUAGAGAGAGUGUGACUGGACGCUGUUACUGGGAGGUGGAGUGGAGUUGCAGUCGUGGGAGAUUAGGAGUCUCUGUAGCUGUGGCAUAUAAGAGUAUCAGAAGGAAAGGACAGGAACCUGAGAUUUUAGCUGGGCUUAAUAAUCAGUCCUGGAGUUUGUUCUGCUCUCCAGACAGUUGCUCACUCUGGCACAAUAACUUUGUGACUGAACUUCCUGUGGCGUCCAGCUGUAGAAUAGGAGUGUAUGUGGAUCACAGCGCAGGGAUUUUGUCCUUCUACAGCGUCUCAGACACAAUGAGCCUCAUCCACAGAGUCCAGACCACAUUCACUCAGCCUCUCUGUGCUUUGUUUGGGGUGAAUAAACACUCAAGACUGAAACUGUGUCGUCUAACCCCUUUCAAAUGUGAGAUUACAACAAACCUACUAGCUGAGGCCCCAGAGUGAGGCCUUUUUUUAGGUGACCAUUAUUUAAGCCAUAUUGUUUCCAUGGCGACGCGUCAUGCUUGUCAUGUGACACAACGCAGCCACAAUAGCUCUGUAUGACAUGGAUCGCUUUUAUUUAGAUUUUCCUGCAUAUUGCAUAUUUUAGGUUUCAGACAUUUAAGUACACAUAAGUACUAGUAAAACAAUACAUUUAUAGCUUGUAAAAUACAUACAGAUGUCUAUGGAAGCAACAAUAACAAUCCAUUCAAAUUUUAUUUGCCGAUGUGUUUUAUUCAUAUCAGAUACACAGUGUAAGUAACUAUAAAGUUCACUCUAUUCUUCUCCCAGUUCACCAGCCACUUACUUGCAUGUAUUUCGGGAGAAAUUGAUGAAUUCACAUGCUGUAAAUCAGACUGACAGAACUCUCUGAACUGCGGCGCGAACAAACAUGACGGCGCCCAUCUCACGUUACAGAUCAAGAUAAUUUAUAAAGGUGUUUAAACGACAAAACACACUCAUUUACACAUAUUUGUGAAUCAGAAUAUCAGAUUGUUCAUGACAUGGUAAGCAAGUUUGUGAAUAUAUUAAAUAAAAAAGGAAAAACUAAACAAAAGCGAUCCAUCUGUCAUACAGUGUUAUUGUGGCCGCGGUGUCACGGGACAAUCAUGAUGUGUCGCCAUGGAAACAGAAAGGGCAAACGUUCUAAAAUAACGGCCGCCUUAAAAAAACUCACUCUGGGGGGACCGCUAGAAUAUUUUAAACUCUUCACUGAAAGGGUUAAGAGUUAUCAUCAGAUGGGCAUUGGGCAUGGCUGUAGUGUAAGAGCUGAAACUGAAUAUUGAAAAAUGUGUGAAAUUUAGUCUUUUUUUGUUGAAAUUGGACUGUCUUCUUUGACUGUCAAAUGUAUUGUUUAAAUCUCCCGAUAAAACAUACAGUGUCUGUACUUCUGCAUUGAUUACUCUUGAAGUGCCCAUAUUCUAUUUUUUUUUUAAAAAUGGGUUGGCACAGGGGGGACCAAGAACCAGUCAGGGGGGCCUAUGCUGCCCUACAAAGGCAAAGUGUAGUAACUACGCAAACACUGAAACUGAGAAAAAUGCCUUUAAAGUUUUUACAUCAGCCAGUCAAACAUGUUGACCACAUGACCACUGAUGUGACCUUUGACCACCAAAAUGCACAUACUGCACUCUGCCUUUGGAUGAUCUUUCACAACUAAUAUACUAUUGCAAAAGCAAAGUGCAGUAUCUACAAACUAACUGUGUUCAUCCAGCUUUCUUGUGUUUCUUACUACCUGUUGAUUGUUUUUAAUAACUUGUUUGCAUGUUGUGAAUGUUAAAAUUGCUCAGUAGUAAACCUCAAUAUCGUAUUAUUGCAAUGCUCCUUUCACCACAAAGAGUGUUUUGCUCAUUUUAUUUAAAAAGUAAUUCAUUACAGUCCAAGUAGUUAAAACAGUAGUUAAAAAUCCACACAAUUUAACUAGGGAUGCCAUAAAAGAAAAUAAGGGACAAUUUAUAAGUGAUUCUUUACAGGAAAAUAAGAGACAGAAUAAGGGAUGCUCAAAAUUUUUGUACCAUACCACAUUCUGUACAUCAUUUCCAUGUCUGCGGUUAAGUAUAUGUAUAAAAGGUGUAUAAAAUGUACUCAGAAAUAACCUCAUUUGUUUGCUUAACGUAUUUAUGUACAAUUAUUCUAAAAGGAAUUUUAAUGUCAUACAAAAAAAAUAAAUAAAUGUCACAUACAUUACACACAAACCACUGGUAGUAUAAUCAGUAUAAUAGUGAAAGAAGGUAGAUUGCAUGUGUUCUUGCCUAGCUGGACGUUGUGCUCAUGAUAAUCACGUUCCUUGCAUUCACCCAAUCAAAACGCGGACGGUGAGGGGAAUUGCAGUCAGUGCGAGUCUCACUGUGAACCGGAAGCGUCAUAAAGCCUUCCUCGAACGGCUAUGUUAACAAAUGAAACUGAUUUGUAAUGACAUUCUACCAGAAACGUACAUUAUCUGUCAUUGACUUCUUACAGUGAAUAAAAAG